Molecule: messenger RNA, 1133 nt
Organism: Ostreococcus lucimarinus CCE9901
Lineage: Eukaryota; Viridiplantae; Chlorophyta; Mamiellophyceae; Mamiellales; Bathycoccaceae
Exons: 1
Coding region: 99-1055 (318 amino acids)
Source: RefSeq, a predicted model, not a curated record
UGGCGGUUUCCCGAUUAAUUGUAAUUGUAAUUGCACGGUGCCGUGCGACGACACUUCACGACGCCGGCCGCGUCGAUCAAAACCCGUUCGGAAAAUAAAUGUUCACUGCUUCGCACACCACCUCCAAGGUCACGCUGCGCGCGCGCGUCGCAACGCAACCACGGCGAGUUUCCCGCGCGAAUCGUCAUUCUCGAAGUAGAAACGCGGCUGUCGGCAUCGACGACAUCACCGGUCCGAUCAACGACACUAUCAAGGAGGUGCAGUCGAUCGGUGGCGCGAAGGAUGUCGUUCAGCGUUUGGGUCUCUACGGAGCUCCGCUCGUGUUCAGCGCGAGCGCGCUGCAGGCACUGCACUUCGGCGGCGCCGGUAACGCAGCCGCGAUGAAAGCUGCUGGAUUGGCUGGGCCCGCGGGACCGCUCGCGCCGCUCGCCGCCAUCAUGCUCUUCUCCGCCGCGUCUCCAUACAUCAACUUUUUGAUGGCAUCUGCUGGCGUAUUUAAGAUUGGCGAUGAGAUUCCCCGGCUUUACUGCGGUGUUCUCUACGUCGUCGCCGCGAUCGGCAUUUGGCACUUCGGUUCGGCCGGCGCCACCGAUAUCUGGACGCGCCACUGGACCGUGUGGCAUCUCGCGCUCGGGGCGCAUCUGCUGACCGCGACGAACAAGAUUCGCAACGUUCUUGGUUCUUCCAUGUGCGACGGUAUUCGUAAGGUGGCAACCGUCGGCCCGGCCAUGCUCAUGGCUGCGCUCAUCUGCCAAAACUCGACGUGGACGGCGUGGCAGGCAGCCUCGAGCGGACCAAACGGCCCUCUCGCCGUUCUACUCAUCCACCCGCUGCACAAGUACGUCUCUCUCGGUGCUUGCUUCGCCUACCUCACCGGCGCCGAAACGAAGUUUUCGAGCGUCUUCAUCGCCUUUACGUACUUCAUCGCCGCGGCGUCGUUCAUGCCACCGCUCGUCGCGCCGCUCUGCUAUAUUGGCAUCUUGAUGAACUUGCACAAUGGUAUGGCGCUCUGGAGGGAAACGACCCCGAAGGAUUCACUUAUCCCAGCGCUGUGAGCGUCACAAAUACAAGCAACACAAGACCACACAAUCUCAAGAAAAAAUUGUAAUACAACAUUCGCUACGCUUUGCGAA